This is a messenger RNA of Umbelopsis ramanniana AG, 1701 nucleotides long. RefSeq lists its product as uncharacterized. The record is from RefSeq and is a predicted model, not a curated record. The transcript is spliced from 8 exons. Gene Ontology annotation, biological process: proteasome-mediated ubiquitin-dependent protein catabolic process. Bases 49 to 1338 code for a protein of 429 amino acids. Gene Ontology annotation, molecular function: ATP hydrolysis activity; proteasome-activating activity; ATP binding. NCBI's taxonomy places the organism in Eukaryota, Fungi, Mucoromycota, Umbelopsidomycetes, Umbelopsidales, Umbelopsidaceae. Gene Ontology annotation, cellular component: proteasome regulatory particle, base subcomplex.
AGCAAGAGAUCUCAAGCAUAGCUCACACAACUUACACCUCACACUCAAAUGGCAACGUUAGAAGAUAAAUCACUAUGGGAGAAUCAGCAAGACGAUGACUUGGAGGCUGAGAUUUACCGGCUUUCGAACGAAGAAAUCACAAACAGAGCUAGACUCUUGGAAAAUGAUAUCAAGGUCAUGCGAUCAGAACAUACACGUUUGAAACAUGAACAAGACUCAAUGAAAGAAAAGAUUAAGGAGAACAAAGAAAAGAUUAAGAUGAACAAACAGCUUCCAUAUCUUGUUGGAAAUGUUGUAGAGUUACUUGAUGUGGACCCGGAAGACGAGCAAGAGGAAGACGGUGCAAAUGUUGAUUUAGACUCGACUAGAAAAGGAAAAUGUGCUGUCAUCAAGACUUCCACUCGUCAGACGAUAUUUUUGCCUUUGAUUGGUCUUGUUGAUCCUGCAACUUUGAAACCUGGUGAUUUGAUUGGUGUCAACAAGGACAGUUAUCUUGUUCUCGACACAUUGCCAGCCGAGUAUGAUUCUCGAGUUAAAGCUAUGGAAGUUGAUGAAAAGCCAACAGAAGACUAUACCGAUGUCGGUGGUCUUGACAAACAAAUUCAGGAAUUGGUCGAAGCUGUUGUUCUUCCUAUGACACACGCAGAUCGAUUCAAGAAUCUCGGUAUCAAACCACCAAAGGGUGUUCUCAUGUACGGUCCACCUGGUACUGGCAAGACGCUAUUGGCAAGAGCAUGUGCUGCUCAAACCAACUCUGCAUAUUUGAAAUUAGCUGGCCCACAACUCGUACAGAUGUUCAUCGGUGAUGGUGCCAAACUGGUCAGAGACGCAUUCAAUUUGGCAAAGGAGAAGUCACCGGCAAUCAUUUUUAUUGAUGAAUUGGAUGCCAUUGGUACAAAGCGGUUCGACUCUGAAAAAUCUGGUGAUCGUGAGGUACAGCGAACGAUGUUGGAACUUUUGAAUCAACUGGAUGGUUUCUCUUCGGACGAUCGUAUCAAGGUUAUUGCAGCUACCAACCGUAUAGAUAUUCUCGAUCCUGCUUUGCUGCGUUCAGGUCGACUUGACCGAAAGAUCGAAUUUCCGCUCCCUGAUGAAGAAGCUAGAGCACGUAUUAUACAGAUCCAUUCCCGCAAAAUGAACGUUAGCGGUGAUGUCAACUACGAAGAACUUGCCCGAUGCUGUGACGAGUUUAACGGAGCCCAAUGCAAAGCCAUCUGUGUUGAAAGCGGUAUGUUGGCUCUUCGCCGAGGAGCUGUGGAGGUUACCCAUGAAGAUUUUAUGGACGGUAUUCAGGAAGUUCAAGCUAAGAAGAAGAUGUCUUUGCAAUACUAUGCUUAGAACCAUGCAAAUAAAUCAAAAACCACGUCUUUUAAUCUACUUUCAUUUUGACUUUGGUGACAUUUUAUCCUCCCACCUUCCUAAACCUUUAUCCCGACCCCAUCAAAUAUAAAUUUCAGAUUAUCUCGCGCUGACACAUUCUCCGCACAACAAUAAGCUAUUUGACAUCAUGCUGCAAUCUAUCAUAGCUAAAAGUAAACCAUUACACGCCAUUCGUCGUGGAAUAGCAACUACUCAAUCUCCUAAUAUAAAACCGUUGACUGGCAUUCGUGUGUUGGAGUUGGGACAGUUGAUUGCAGGACCUUUCUGUGGUACUAUCUUGGGGUAAGCAUAUUCAAAAUCAAACCACGUCGAACGUCAAUU